CCGGAACAUGGGCGAAACAGGGAAACUCCUCAUGGAUAUCAUCAGCGCCGUUAACGAAGCCACCAAGGAAGUGGUUAAGAUGAUAAUUGGGAGUAAUGUUCAUGACUGCAAGUUACGUCAUUGAGGUUGGGGAAAAGUGGGAUGCUGUCCUCAAACUGGGAAAGUUUACAGCAGUGGUUAUUACUGGGCUGUUCAUCCAUGCAGGAGUAAUUUUACCACUGAUCUAUGUCAUGUUUGUGAGACAAAACCCCUUUCCCAUCAUAAAAGCCGUUUUUCCGGCCUUGCUGAGGACCUUGCUCAUCUCACGCAGCCAUGCAGUCUCACUGACUUAUACGUGCUGUGAGGAAAUAAUCAAGGUUGACAAAAGAAUCACUCGCUUCAUGCUGCCUAUUGGGAUCAAUGCCAAUAUGGAUGGAACAGCCCUUUAUGAAGUAGCUGUGGCAGUUUUCAUUGCCCAGCUUAAUAGCAUGAGAUUAAACUGGAGCCAGCUAUUUAGCAUUGGCGUGACAGUGGCAUUGUCUGCUAUAGGAGAAGCAGGAAUCCCAGCUACCGGAAUGGCGACGACUCUCUUCAUUUUGACAGUAGUUGGGAUUCCUGUGAGGGAUGCUUCCCUUUUGCUGGUUAUAGAAUGGUUGCUAGAUCGCUGCAAUGCUACUGUUAAUGUUCUGGGAGACUGCGUUGGUGUGGCGCUUGUACAGCAUUUGUCAAGACAAGAACUGCAAAAAAUGGACGAGCUAGGAAUUCACCAUCCCAGAGACCGGACAUCAAAAUGUGACAUUGAGGAUAUCCAUUCAGCCUACCAACAGCCACGAGGUUGUUACGUCGACACAAAAGCAAAAUGAACUGCCUGGGGUUGUCCUGUAACCGCAGCUUGAAGGAUAUUUUCCUUGGGAACAUGGACUGCAGUGGAACAUAAUUUUAUGUUGUUGUUAUUCUGUUACUCUUUUAUUAAAUUUAAUUUAUUUUUAUGGGUUCUUGGAAAUAAGCCCCAAUGAAUUGUUUGAUAUAUUUGGAGUGCAACUAUAUCAACUGUAGUAUUUAUUUAUUUCUUACUUGAAUUUAUUUCCCAACUUGUAUUUGUGUGUAUUUUGUCUUUUUUAUGCAGCAUAAAAAGAUGUAGCCUGGAAAGUAAUUGUAACUUAUACAAACUCGCUAAUA
Haplochromis burtoni (Burton's mouthbrooder) is the source of this 1158-nucleotide messenger RNA. Its product is annotated as excitatory amino acid transporter 3. The transcript has 7 exons. Bases 96 to 842 code for a protein of 248 amino acids. NCBI's taxonomy places the organism in Eukaryota, Metazoa, Chordata, Actinopteri, Cichliformes, Cichlidae. The record is from RefSeq and is a predicted model, not a curated record. Gene Ontology annotation, molecular function: glutamate:sodium symporter activity; L-glutamate transmembrane transporter activity; neutral L-amino acid transmembrane transporter activity. Gene Ontology annotation, cellular component: plasma membrane. Gene Ontology annotation, biological process: L-glutamate transmembrane transport.